ACACGUUGUUAACAGAUUGAUACCAUUCCGUACUUCUACACCUCCUACGGAUGACAGUCUAUAUUAAAAACUUUGACUGAAUCAAUAUACAAAGUGUACUUGCAUGUUUCUGGAAAGCAGAGAAGAGCUAAAAAUAGAUACACUUUAGUUGUCAGCUCUAUAAUUAGACGGAAAUCCCGGGAUAUCAAUAGGCCUAGCUAUCGCAGUGCUUGCUACUCACAUUCAACCGGUCUGUUCCCGAAUUGUGAAGGUAUACCUCGGCAGAUUGUAUGAACGUUACUAAAUAGCAAUGGAUAACACAAUUCUGAACCAUUUUUAUGAGAAUGAUGUGAAAAUGAGACGUGACGAAACAAAGAGGGUUACUAAAGAGGUGCUACCACUUGUGGACGAGUUACUAAGGUAUGUUAAUCAGAGAGACAGCCGAUUUCUGAUAAAAACAGAGAAAGUUGGGAGCUACCACACACAUCUCAAAGUAAAGAGGCCUGACGAGUUUGAUUUCAGUGUAGUCGUCGAUGUAGGGAAACUGUAUUGGUCAAACUCUUAUCCAAGAAACUAUGGCUUUGAUGAAUUUAAGAAAAAUAUAGAGAGCAAGGCAAUUGCUCUACCAAACCCUCCUACUGGUCAAUGUUUCACUAAAAUUGGCAGUCUAGUAGCAAGGUGGGAUUCCGAAGGACUUAACGAUGGUGGAGCGAGCAUGACGUUUAAUAACGAUAUAGUGCCGAUCAAAGUUAAGAGAAGAUUCAAGGCUCUUGUAGCCGAGGCGGUGAACCAGCCGAAGAUGAGAAACCGUGUCACGGCAGAUCGUUUGUCGGAGUCCCCAGCAAUAACACUUUCUAUAACACUUCCGAAUAUUAGCUAUCCAAUCAGCAUUGAUUUGUGCCCCAUGAUUGAAGCCAGACUGGAAUUUAAAAAUGAAUUCAAUUGGCCAAGACUGGGUAUUCAAUGGCCGUCAGGUGACAAGAUUUCCUGUAUCAAGGAUAUCGGGAUACAUGAAGUAGCCAAAGCGCCAUUUUAUUGGACAUUGUCUUUUGCUGCAUGUGAAAAGGAGCUUCUAGAAAGCAUCGACGAAAACGGGACAUGCAGGAGGAAAUGCCUUCGUAUUCUGAAGACAUUGAAAGAAAAAAUAUGGUGCACUGAUAAUGCCAGAAAAGGUCUAACAUCAUACCACCUGAAGAACGUACUGUUCUGGGAGUGUGAGGAUCACCCAUUCGAUACCGAAUGGCAGCAGGAACUUCUGGCCACCCGGGUGAGGACAAUGAUAUAUCGUUUGUUGGGUUAUCUCCAGAGAGGGAAUCUUCCGCUGUACUUCCAUACCGGGGUCAAUCUGCUCUCCAGCAAGGAUAAAGACGUACUGCAGCAGGUAGCAAAUAAUAUCAAGUCAUUUGUUGAGCAGCCAAAGAAAUAUUUGUAGGUGUAAUGCCCAUGGGCGUUGUACAUGUUUUCCCAGAAAUGAAAUUUAAUACAAAGUAUUUUAACUACGUUUUUAUCACACAAUCGACUCCUGUAAAGCUCACUAUUUUCAAGAAGAAAUAUUUAUUCAAUUACGCUCGAAAGUUUAAAUAACUUCCGGUAGUUUGGUAACAUAUAUUAAUAAUAGAAUAUAUAUAGUUCUUUCGAAAGAUAUUUAAACAUAGGCGAACGAAUCCUACAAUUGCAUAUAUUUUGCGCAGUAGAGUAUAAGUAUAAAGUGACUUACAGUAUGGUAAUUACUAAAAUAUUAAAAAACAAUAAAUCCCGCCAGAUUAGGUAUCAUUUCCAUGUAGUAGUUGUAACGUAAACACAAUUUGUAAUGCUGAGAAUCGAAGUAUAAAUCUUAUUCAACUUCUGCAUCAUAUGUUUUUGCACCAAAAUACAGAUACAGAUGAUGAAGUGAUAUCUUAAUGUAGUGAUAUUGAUUUAUGCAUUGUAACAAUAUACAAAAUGUAUUUGCUUCAUGAUAAUUAAUAUGCACUUAUAACAAGGUCGGCUUACUACAUUGUUAUACGUUCUCAUGACAACGGUUAUUUCGGUAUAUUAGCUGUAUAUAUGUUUUAUUUGAUGUACAUAUAAUAUGAAUAUACUAGUAACUGCACAUCUAAUAUUAUUUUAACAUAUUUUGUAUUUUUAAUUUGAAAAUUAUGUCAUAUAUGAUAAGAAAAUCAGAAAAUAAUCUUAAUGUAGAUGUUGACCAGAUUCAUUCUGUAUUACAUUUGUUUCAAUGUCAUUAUCGAUUCCUUAUCUGAAUAAAUUAUAUCUCUUUAAAAUGAU
Molecule: messenger RNA, 2247 nt
Organism: Pecten maximus
Lineage: Eukaryota; Metazoa; Mollusca; Bivalvia; Pectinida; Pectinidae
Product: protein mab-21-like 3
Exons: 1
Coding region: 290-1411 (373 amino acids)
Source: RefSeq, a predicted model, not a curated record